AUGAUAAUCUCUCAGAAAAAAAAUCGUUGUAGAUCUCAUAAAGGUCCUGUGUUUACACAAGGCCAGCUCUGUGUCGCCAUCUCAAGAGCAGCAUCCGCCAAUGGUAUCACAGUUCUGCCUCCAGAAAAUGCAACUCGGAGGGAGGAUGGAGUGAACCAGAAGCCUUAUAAUAGCUUGAUCAUGGAAGUAACACCCAAAAAUUGGAUAGCCUACGGCGAGAAUAUUCAAGGCAACUUUGAUCAAAAUACAGAUGUCGUGGAACAAGAAGAUGAUGGCGAAGAGUUGAAAUCAAGCAGCAGCGCAACAAUGACUCCUUUCAUUGACAACAAUGCCUCAUCUCCCAUCCUUGACCGUACUAUGGGCGAUGCAAUGCCAAUUACACCUUGGACCAAUGGAACUAGCAACAUCACUGACUUGUUUCAACAAUACCGUCGACAUAUUGAUACCAUUGAUCCCCCCUUCCUUUUGAAACAUCGUUGA
Molecule: messenger RNA, 480 nt
Organism: Mucor velutinosus
Lineage: Eukaryota; Fungi; Mucoromycota; Mucoromycetes; Mucorales; Mucoraceae
Gene: RPO21
Product: DNA-directed RNA polymerase II core subunit rpo21
Exons: 1
Coding region: 1-480 (159 amino acids)
Source: RefSeq, a predicted model, not a curated record